AUGCUGCUAGCCCUGAAAGCUUACUCACUCAUCAAGCUGGAGUAUUUGGCAGAUGGUCUGCAGAUCCUGGAGGACAUUGUCAAGGAGGGACCAGAGAGCGACCGGGUGCUGUCGAUCAUGGCAUACGCAUAUAAAGACGCAGACAGUGCGGGCGACUUCACCAAGCAGCAAGCCACUGCCCUGCAGCUCAUCAAGCUGAGCCCUGAUGCUGUGAACUACCUCUGGUGGGCAGCUGUGUCAGCAGCCAUGCAGGCCAGAGCCUCGAUACAGGGCCAGGCAUCAGCGCUGCCCACUGCAAGUCUGCUCACCCUGGCAGGGCGGCUCAUGGACCGAGCCCUAGACAGGACCCCACCGAGUGCCUUUACCUUUGAGAUGCUGCUGGUGGUGCUUGAUGUGCUGCUGGCCUCUGGACAGCAUGCCCGGGCGGCGGCGCUGCUGGAGGGCUCCCGGGCGCGCAAGGCAUGCACCUCCCCGACUGACCUCUCCUUCCUCUGCGCCGCCGUGGCUGCUGGUGCCAGGGAGCAAGAGGCGGCGGCCCGGCGCUGCCGCGAAGUGCUCGCUGUCUCCCCUCAUGACUGGGCGGCGGCGCGCCUCUGCCUCGACUGCCUGCUGGCCCAGGGAUGGAGCGGCAGAACCCUGCGCUGCCGGUGGCCUGUGUGGGUGGUGGGUGGCCUGACGGACACGAUGCUGGAGCGGGAGCAUGGCAGCCAGGAGGAUCAAACGGCGCCUGAGCCCCUGGGCGAGGUGCAGAGGCGGGUACUGGCGGACUGGUCGGACGAGUGGGGCUCCAAUCUCCCGCCUCCUGAUUGUAGCGGGAACAAGAGGACUCAGGAAGCAGGACUCCAGGCGCUCAGCAACGGCUACCAGGUGGAGUUUGAGCUGGGCCUACCAAGGCACACAAGCGGGGACCAAGCUCGAGGCGCUGCUGCUGCUCUCUUGACCACAUACGCCGCAGCUCUGCCCCUUUCAGCUGGGCUGGACGCCAAGCAAAGGGGUCACGGUGAGGACCUGGUCACCCUCGCAGUGACGCGCCUGCUCCAGGGUCAUGCGCUGGACCUGCAUGGCCUGCUGCCGAGCGCCCUCUUCGUGUUGGAGGCGGCGCAGGCGACACGCACCUCAUCGGCACCCCUCCGGCUCCACGCUGCCGCGUUGUAUGCCCUGCUUGGGUGCCCCAGGGCAGCUGCCAUGCAGCUGGAGGCUCUGGGCGUGAAGCAGAUUUUGCAUGACAGCAUGACUGCGCACUGGCUCCUGCCUGCCCUGCUCGACUCGGGAGCCACUGCAGCAGCUGGAGAGGCGCUGGACACGUGGGUCGCCGAGUUUGUGAGUUUCAAAGAGAGGCUUGCAGCCUCCCAUGCCCUCCAUGUGGUGCGGGCAGAGGAAGCUAUCCGGAAGCUGAGGCUCCUGGCCUCCUCCCCUGUAUCACCCCACACCCUCAUCAAGGCGGCACGACAUCUCGAGGAGCAGGCACCUCCCCUGCCGACACGCAUCAGCUUCAACGAGGACCUGGGCACACGGCCAGCCUGGUUCCCGCCCGGUGCGACCUCCGCCUCCGAACUUGGGCCGGCACUGGCUUUGCGGCCCUGUGGGCUGUGGUGGCGAGCGCCAUCGGCUGCCUCCAGGGCCACCUGUGCCGAGGCUCAGGCCUGGCGGAGCGCCCAGAGGGCCAAGCUAGAGUGGCGACGGGGCCUGCCACGCAUGCUGGCGGCUGCUCUGGAUGGAGCAGGCCCAGAUGCAGGCUCAGAGGAUGCAGAGGGCGACAGCGGUCUGCCUGCGGACCCAGCCGGAAUUGGGGAUGGCGAAUACGCCCACGGCAUCUGGGAGGUGCUGAUGCCCGCUGCCAGAGCCUGCUGGGCAGCCCUGCGCUGCGAAGCGGGCACUGAGGCUCCCAAGUGCGCGGCGGCUCCACCGGCCUGUGCUGCACUGAGCGCCGUGAUCUCCUGGCUCCAGGUGCGAUUCAGUGCCUGGUCUGACCGCCUGGAGGUCGCGCAGCAGGGUCUUGUCAAUGACCCGCUCCUGCACCUAUCUCUGGCGAUCUCUGGCGGUCACGCCCGGUUUGUGGCGGAGGAGGCCCUCUGGGCAGCCCACGCCCUCAAGGCGUGGCUAGCUGCGGCGGGCGGAGCACAAGGGGCGAGCGAUGGGAACUUAGACAUGUGUGCCGACAUCCAGCGUGCCCUCUCCUGCCUACGUGAGGGUUUGGGGUCCCUGAGGGAGGUGCUGGAGGCGUUGAGCCUGGCUGCAGCCCAGCUGCCGGAUGCCUAUGAUCUGGCGGGGGCAGAUGCCAAGCUCUGGGGCUUUGCACCAGGGUAUGAUGCUCGGCUGGUGCAUGACACUACGGCGUGCGUCGGGACGAGACGACUUUGGGUGACGGAGGAGGCCCACAACCGCGCUUUUGCCUUCAGCGACCCCUUCAUCAUGCGUGUGCGGGAGGGCGAGACCGUGGGCGAGCUGCGGCGCCGCGUGCAGGUCGCGCUGGGGGUCGGCGAUGAGGAGUUUGCGGGCUGGCGCGCGCUGCUGUGCCCGCCGCUGUCGGCCCCGGAGCCGCUGGAGGACGAGGAGGGGGUGACCGCGCGCCUGGCGCGCGCAGACCUGGAGCGCCUGUACGGCCACCACGACCGCGCCUGCAUCGGGUGGGAGCACGAGAACCGGAACCCGCGCAAGACGCACGCACACCUCAACCGCAACGCGGCCUGGUACGGGCAGGAGCGCCAGCUCAAGAUCAAGGCCUGA
Messenger RNA from Auxenochlorella protothecoides, 2727 nucleotides. RefSeq names its product Ubiquitin carboxyl-terminal hydrolase 12. Lineage: Eukaryota; Viridiplantae; Chlorophyta; Trebouxiophyceae; Chlorellales; Chlorellaceae. Gene Ontology annotation, molecular function: protein-N-terminal amino-acid acetyltransferase activity. Gene Ontology annotation, cellular component: cytoplasm; NatB complex. The record is from RefSeq and is a predicted model, not a curated record. Gene Ontology annotation, biological process: N-terminal peptidyl-methionine acetylation. Bases 1 to 2727 code for a protein of 908 amino acids. The transcript has 11 exons.